AUGAAUAAUUUAUCAUUAUCAGAUGAUUUAACAUUAGCACAGCAUGAAAUUGAUGAUCUAUGGCAUAAUAUAAAUAGUUCACCAUCCGAUCAUGUUUUUUAUUGGAUAUCAAUUGCAAGUUUUACAUUUGCUAUAUUAGGUUCAAUAAGUAAUUUAAUGUUGAUUAUUGUUUUAAAUCAUUUAAGUAGUCAUUUAUCAGCAUUUGCUUAUUUAACUGAUUUAUCUCUAUCUGAUAUGAUAACAUGUAUAUCAAUAAUAAUGACACAUUUAUUUGAUUUUAUUGUUCAAACACGUCUAAGUACAUCAAUAACAAUAUUUUUUCGUUAUAUUGAAAUAAUAUGUAGAGGAUUAACUGCUGGUAGUCGUGUAUUAUCAUUAUGGAUAUCAACAGCAGUAACAAUGGAUCGUUGGAUAUUAAUAUGUUAUCCAAUAUAUAGUAAAAAAUUUUGUACAUUAAAACGAGCUAAAAUUAUUUUACGUACAUUAUUUAUAAUUGCAUGCAUUUAUUCAAUUCCAUUAUUUUUUGGAUAUGAAUUAAUUCAAAUGCCAAGUGUUUUACAAAUGAUUCAUAUUGAUAAUCAAUCAUCAUCAUUAUUAAUUGAUGAAGAAUUUCUUCGAAAUAGUAUGCUUGUUACUAAAGGUUAUAGUGAUUUAGCUAAACGAAGACUUUAUCGUUGGGCUUAUAUGUUUUUUAAUGCUAUAUCUGUUUAUACAUUAUCAACAAUAACAAUUGUUUUUUUUUUAUAUACAAUUAAUUCGUGCUUUACAUCAUGUUAA
This is a messenger RNA of Rotaria sordida, 777 nucleotides long. Lineage: Eukaryota; Metazoa; Rotifera; Eurotatoria; Philodinida; Philodinidae. The record is from the annotation of a GenBank genome assembly.